This is a messenger RNA of Lynx canadensis (Canada lynx), 2101 nucleotides long. It is a transcript of the gene VEGFC, whose product is annotated as vascular endothelial growth factor C. Bases 653 to 1705 code for a protein of 350 amino acids. Lineage: Eukaryota; Metazoa; Chordata; Mammalia; Carnivora; Felidae. Gene Ontology annotation, biological process: vascular endothelial growth factor receptor signaling pathway; positive regulation of angiogenesis; sprouting angiogenesis. The transcript has 7 exons. Gene Ontology annotation, cellular component: membrane. Gene Ontology annotation, molecular function: vascular endothelial growth factor receptor 3 binding; chemoattractant activity; growth factor activity. The record is from RefSeq and is a predicted model, not a curated record.
GACCGGUCAACCGAGGUUCAUUUUCCCGGAGUGUUCCCCCUAGGCGGAGCACCAGGCGAUUUUAGGAUAAUGUGGAAGGGAUUUAGUCACCGGGGCUUGAGGGCUCAAGACUUCAGAGUCACUUGGAGAAGUUGGCCAAACUUGAGCUGCAACAGGAUCUCCCGUAGAUCACGAUCAGGCAUGACUUUUCAACUUCAACCUCUGCGUUGCUGAAAUCUGGUCCUGAAAGUCCUGAACAGUAAGGUGGAUUGUUGUUUUGUUGGGUUUAUGAAAUAGCGGUUUAACCCUUUGCCGGAAAAUGUUGCCAAGACACUUUGGAGACCUUCUGAUUUUCAAAAAGGAGUGACCGUAGGUGUGCCCGCUUCUCAACUUGCUUUUCCAAAAUGUGCGCCUAAAAAACGUUCAGAUCUGACAUUGAGGAUGGAUAGUAUUCGUAACAGAGUUGGGAAGUCCUGAAGAACUUUUUAUAUUCCACAUACUCUGGGACGUCCCCGUUCAAACAUGCGCAGUACCCCUGGCUGGGUACAGAAUGCGGAGCUUUAUUUCAACCGAUGGCAAGUGGAGAGGUGCCCAUGGUGUGUGACUAUCAACUGCAUAUGCCGGCAAAGAGCUGGAGGAGCGACUGCGGUCCGUGUCCAGUGUCGAUGAACUCAUGACCGUACUCUACCCAGAAUAUUGGAAAAUGUACAAGUGUCAGUUAAGGAAAGGCGGCUGGCAACAUAAUAAAGAACAGCCCAACAUCAAUGCAAGAACAGAAGACACUGUAAAAUUUGCUGCAGCACAUUAUAAUGCGGAGAUCUUGAAAAGUAUCGACAGCGAGUGGAGGAAGACUCAGUGCCUGCCGCGUGAGGUGUGUAUAGAUGUGGGGAAGGAGUUCGGAGCGGCAACAAACACCUUCUUUAAACCCCCGUGUGUGUCCGCCUACAGAUGUGGAGGCUGCUGCAACAGUGAGGGCCAGCAGUGCAUGAACACCAGCACCAGCUACCUCAGCAAGACGUUGUUUGAAAUUACAGUGCCUCUCUCUCAAGGCCCCAAACCAGUAACAAUCAGUUUUGCCAAUCACACUUCCUGCCGAUGCAUGUCUAAACUGGACGUUUACAGACAAGUUCAUUCAAUUAUUAGACGUUCCCUGCCAGCAACACCACCACAGUGCCAGGCUGCAAACAAGACUUGCCCCACAAACUACAUCUGGAAUGAUCACCUGUGCAGGUGCCUGGCUCAGCAAGAUUUUAUUUUUCCUUCUAAUUCUGGGGAAGACUCUACAGAUGGAUCCCAUGACAUCUGUGGACCCAACAAGGAGCUUGAUGAAGAGACGUGUCAGUGUGUCUGCAGAGGGGGGCUCCGGCCUUCCGGCUGUGGACCCCACAAAGAACUAGACAGAAACUCAUGCCAGUGUGUCUGUAAAAACAAACUUUUACCCAACUCAUGUGGGGCCAACAGAGAAUUUGAUGAAGACACGUGCCAGUGCGUAUGUAAAAGAACCUGUCCAAGGAGUCAGCCCCUAAACCCUGGAAAAUGUGCCUGUGAGUGUACGGAAAAUUCACAGAAAUGCUUCUUAAAAGGAAAGAAAUUCCAACACCAAACAUGCAGUUGUUACAGACGACCGUGUACGAAUCGACUGAAGCCUUGUGAACAAGGACUUACAUUUAGUGAGGAAGUGUGUCGCUGUGUCCCUUCGUACUGGAAAAGACCACACGUGAACUAAGGCUGCGCUCUUUUCCAACUUGUCACCUGGCGAUCUUGGAAGACCGUGUUGCCACGCUCGAACUGUCCGUGAACAGAGAGACCUUUGUGGGACCCUGUGGACCAAGACAAGUCAGGGUUCGCUGGACUGUGUGGACAACUUUACAGAAAUGGACUGGAGCUCACCUGCAAAAGACCUCUUUUCAAUGACUGGUUUUCUACCAAGGACCAAACAGCUGAGGUUUUUCUCUUGUGAUUUAAAAAAAAAAAAAUAAUAAUGACUAUAUAAUUUAUUUCCACUAAAAAGAUUGUUUCUGCAUUCAUUUUUAUAGCAAUAACAAUUGGUAAAGCUCACUGUGAUCAAUAUUUUUAUAUCAUGCCAAAUAUGUUUAAAAUAAAACGAAAGCUGUAUUAUAAA